Racocetra persica is the source of this 179-nucleotide messenger RNA. Lineage: Eukaryota; Fungi; Glomeromycota; Glomeromycetes; Diversisporales; Gigasporaceae. The record is from the annotation of a GenBank genome assembly.
UUGAAAGUCUUACCGACAGUCGAAACUCUUGCCGAAAGUCGAAAGUACCGAAAGUCAAAAGUCUUACCGAAAUUCGAAACUCUUACCGAAAGACUUACCGAAAUUCGAAAGUUUUACCGAAAGUCGAAUGUCUUACCCAAAGUCUUACCGAAAUUCAAAAUCAUGUUUUCACCGGGUAA